GGAAUGUGGGCGACGCUGUCCCGGCCCUGAGGCGUCUGCGCGGCCCCGCCGGGCUGGAGGCAGCGGCAGCGCGGGGAGGACGGCCCGGCUGCACCGGAGGAGAAUACUGACCUGAGAUGGAAGUCAAAACAUCAUUUAGCAAACCCAGCAGGAUUCCUGAAACCGUAUCCACAUUAAUUAAUGAAGAGUUUGUCUUGGUUCAUCAGAAAUCUGAGGAUGCCUCUGGAAAUGAUGAAAAGCCACAGCUAAAGGUAUUUUCAAAUGGAGAUGAGGAGUUGGAGAAGGCAAUGGAAGAGAUAUUGCGGGAUUCUGAGAAAGACCAGUUUGUCACUGCACUCCCAGAAGGUUUCAGUGAUGCCAGUGGCCAGGCAGCUGUGGAUGGGUCAGCAGGACAAGCAGCUCAGCCAUCUUUGCAGCUUGUUUUAGACCCUUCUACUACAGGUAAAAUCUCUGCACCAAGGCCAUCUUCUCCCAGUGAACCCCCAGAAGAGGACAGUGUGUUGUUUAACAAACUGACUUAUUUGGGUUGCACAAUGGUGUCAGCCCCACGGAAUGAACCAGAAGCUCUACAUGCCAUGGCAAACAUGAAAUCCUCGAGUCAGGCCCCUUUACCUGUAACGCUCUAUGUUCCAAACAUUCCAGAAGGCUCUGUAAGAAUAAUCGAUCAGUUGAGCAAUUUGGAGAUAGCCUCCUUUCCCAUCUAUAAGGUGUUGUUUUGUGUGCGGGGCCAAAAUGGGACUGCAGAGAGUGACUGCUUUGCAUUUACUGAGAGCAGCUGUGGAACAGAAGAGUUCCAGAUCCAUGUUUUCUCUUGUGAGAUUAAAGAGGCUGUCAGCCGAAUUUUGUACAGUUUCUCCACAGCUUUCAAGCGUUCUUCCAAACAAGCAUCUGAUCAUGUGAAGGACUUUGUGCUUCCCACACCAGAUAGUGAUGUGUACACUUUCAGUGUCUCCUUAGAAGUCAAAGAAGAUGAUGGAAAAGGAAAUUUUAGCCCUGUGCCAAAGGAUAGAGAUAAAUUAUACUUCAAGCUAAAACAAGGAAUUGAGAAGAAAGUGGUGAUCACAGUUCAGCAACUUUCAAACAAAGAACUGGCUAUUGAAAGGUGCUUUGGGAUGUUGCUAAGCCCUGGACGAAAUGUGAAGAACAGUGACAUGCAUUUACUAGACAUGGAAUCCAUGGGAAAGAGUUCUGAUGGGAAGGCUUAUGUCAUUACUGGAAUGUGGAACCCUAAUGCACCCAUGUUUCUAGUACUUAAUGAGGAAACUCCAAAAGAUAAGCGUGUGUUCAUGACUGUGGCUGUGGAUAUGGUUGUUACUGAAGUAGUGGAGCCAGUCCGGUUUUUGCUGGAGACUGUUGUGCGUGUGUAUCCUGCCAAUGAACGCUUCUGGUACUUCAGCAGGAAAACCUUCACAGAAACUUUUUAUAUGAAGCUAAAGCAGUCUGAAGGAAAAAGCCACACGAGUGCUGGAGAUGCAAUUUAUGAAGUUGUCAGUCUGCAAAGAGAAUCUGCCAGAGAGGAAGAAUUAGUCACCCCAACAAGUGGAGGAGGGCCUAUGUCAUCCCAGGAGGAUGAGGCAGAAGAAGAGAGUGAUAAUGAACUCUCCAGUGGCACUGGUGAUGUGUCAAAGGAUUGUCCUGAGAAGAUUUUGUAUUCCUGGGGAGAGUUACUGGGGAGAUGGCACAAUAACCUUGUUGUGAGACCGAAUGGAUUGUCCACUCUGGUGAAGAGUGGUGUUCCUGAAGCAUUGAGGGCAGAGAUCUGGCAGUUGCUGGCAGGAUGCCAUGACAACCAGGCAAUGCUGGAUAAAUACAGAUUACUCAUCACAAUGGAUUCUGCUCAAGAGAGUGUCAUCAAACGAGAUAUCCAUCGCACAUAUCCAGCCCAUGAUUAUUUUAAGGACACAGAAGGAGACGGUCAGGAAUCUCUGUACAAAAUCUGUAAGGCCUACUCUGUCUAUGAUGAGGACAUUGGCUACUGCCAGGGACAGUCCUUCCUUGCAGCUGUGCUUCUACUUCAUAUGCCAGAAGAGCAGGCAUUCUGUGUAUUUGUGAAAAUAAUGUAUGACUAUGGCUUGAGGGACCUCUACAGAAAUAACUUUGAAGACCUCCAUUGCAAAUUUUUCCAACUGGAGAAGUUAAUUCAGGAGCAGUUACCAGACUUGCACAGCCAUUUCUCAGACCUCAAUUUGGAAGCUCACAUGUAUGCAUCCCAGUGGUUCCUCACUCUUUUUACUGCCAAGUUUCCACUCUGCAUGGUCUUCCACAUCAUUGACUUACUACUUUGUGAGGGUAUGAACAUAAUCUUCCAUGUGGCUCUGGCACUUUUAAAGACCUCCAAAGAGGACCUUCUACAGGCUGAUUUUGAAGGAGCUUUAAAAUUCUUCAGGGUUCAGUUGCCCAAGAGGUACAGAGCUGAGGAGAACGCUCGGAGACUCAUGGAACAAGCUUGCAAUAUUAAGGUGCCAACAAAAAAGCUGAAGAAAUAUGAGAGAGAGUACCAAACAAUGCGAGAGAGCCAGCUGCAGCAGGAAGAUCCUAUGGACAGAUAUAAGUUUAUAUGUUUGUAGGUAACUCUCCUGCUGUUGCACUUUUACGGGAGAUCUUCAUGAGCCGCAGAAAUAAAGGGUGAUUCAGCUACAGACACAGAAAGGAGAAAAUACACAUUGUUCUAGUGCAAGCUGUAUGCAGUGGCAUCCACAGAGACUUUGGAAGAUGAACUCUUCCUUGGCUGAUACAAUCCUUAUUAUUCAUUCCUGUUUAUACCAAGCUUCAGUAAUUUUUUGUUAAGAUAAUACCUGUUCUGGUGGGACCCAGAGCUCUCCUGGGAUCCUGAGGUACUACUGCAAUAGAAUUAAUAGUGAUGGAUACUCCUCUUUAAAGGAGCAGAUAAAUAAGAUUCAGUUGUUAAUAUGAUAGCUUGAUAGUUCACUGGAAAAGAACAGUUCUUCAAUUUUGGGUCAGCUUUGCUUAUCUUUACAAUGUAUUUCUUUCAUUGUCACGGCUACGUUCUGUUGCUGUAGGUUUUGCGUGCUGGAGCUCUGCCUCUGGGCACAGACUUUACUGAAUGUUCAGGAUCUGCUUAUUCCUCACUCUGUUUUGAACAGUUCAGUUGGCUCUAGGGGAAGCUGACAGGGGUGAAGCACUUUACUGCCCACUGCCCAGGAUAGCUGGGAGCUGACUUUUCUUACAUAUCCUUGUACUGUUUUCCUGCUGUUCUUCAUUGUGCCUUAAUAUGUCAAGUGCUAUGCGGUUGUUAUGGAGUCUGCCAGGAGUGUGGAGUGGUGAAUAAUCAGAGUACAGCAGGCUUGACAUGGCCUGUAAACAUAAAUGCAACAACGUUCAGAAAACCAGUGUGGAAAUCUGUGGUGAGAGAGUGUGCCUUAAUUCAUAAAUGUAACAAAGAAGACUUACAGGUACGAAGUCAAACUGACUCUUUGUUUUUUGGUUUUGUUUUUUUUUAAGAAAAAAGCUUUUGUCUGUGAGAAAAUUAUAUUUUAAGUGUAGGUUUUUUGCUGUCAAAGGGUGGAAAUUUUACUGUUUGUGAGACUUAGGAGUGCUGUAGCUGCUGAGAGCCAAUAGCAAAUAUGACCUAUUUGGAAAAAACCACAACUGACUGCUGAUUAACUUUUAAGUAUUUUUCUAGUGGUUCACUUAUAGUACUGUGGAAUUAAAAUAAUGCUUAGAAAACAAAUAAGGGCUCUUUAAAGCUCAGUGGAAGCAUAUUAACUAGUUAAUCCUGGUCAAUGGACGGUAAAGAACAUUAUCCCAAGCUGCAAAUGAGGAUAUAGGAAAUGACUCUUGGGCCACUAGUGAUGUGAGUCACUGUCACAGUCAAGAUCACAGCCCAGGCUUUUGGCUUGUGCUUCUGAAACUCACUGUGGAUUUUUUUAUUAAGCUGUAUUGGUCUGAUCCUCUUAAGGAUGCUGUGAUUAGAGAGUCCCUGUAAUAGGUUAGUUGCACAUUAACUUCAAAGUCUGGACACAUUUGUUGAUGGGUUGUCAUGGAAAAAUGCUUGUAAAUGUUCUUUGUUCCUUGUCUUGCUUGUUAGAUUUUAUUGAUAUGUGAAGUUGAGGUUGGUAGAAACUGACAUUUCAGGAGUGUUUCCAAAGGGCAGCCAGAAAAUGUCACUUGUGUGGAUCCUCCCAGGCAGCAGGUGGAGAACCAGCCUUGCAUUCUGCUUGUCCUUUAAGAGAGUGCUCUGCAGCCUGCAUGAUCAGAGAUGCAUUUCAUUUGGGCAGGACCCGUGCAGGGCUUUCACCAGCCAGGCUUGGCUUGGAAAAGGACAAAAGCCAGUCUUGCCUACAAGCACAGCUCUGCUCUCAGCUCCUGCUCUGUGGGCUGUGCCCCACAGCCCUACAACCUUGUAAUUUUUUCAGUUUCUCUUCCCAGAGCAGAGGUUUUUGCUGCCUAGGAAGGGGAUGUUUCUUGGGUGGGGUCACUGGAGUAGAGAUCCCUGCAGAAUGUUCCUCAUAUGUUCCUCAAGAAGGAAAAGAGUUUUCAGUGGGUUGAUAGUUUUUAGUUACAGUUUUUAGAGUUUUUGUUACCAGCAGAAAUUUGUCAGGCCCACAUAGACAGCAGCACUUGAGAGCUGCAGGGAUGAAGGAUGUCUGAGUAAGACACCUCCCUGUGACACAGCCCUCAGAGGAAAUGCCUUGAUGGUCUCUUGAGAGAGGGAGAUGGGCUGGUUUUGCAGUGUCUGGCUGAGUAACCAGUCGUGUUUGCCUGACAGCUUAAAUUCAUGUGCUCCCAGGAACUGUGGUAAACACGCAGCAGUUCCUGCCCAGCAUGUCUUUUACAUGUUGUGAUCUGACUUACCAAAAGAACAGUAUUAAAGAGUGCCAUGAUUUUUGGUGUUUGUUUCUAUAUUUACAAGUAUUAUUUAGGAAAAGUGCAGAUUUUUCUGGACAUGUUUUCACUUCAUUUUCCAUUGCUUAUAACAAAUUAUCAGAUUUUUAAAAGGUACAAAAGUGAAAUAUGUUCUAAAUUGUUGUUUGUUACCAAAUUUCAUAACUUUUAGCUAAAGUAAAUUACAAGUUCCCUACAGAAGCCAGGAAGAAAAGUGAGUUGUAUGUGCAGAAAAAAAUAGCAAUAGACUUCAGUUUUAUGUUCUUCUAAAUAUUAUGGAGUUUUCCUUCUGUUUGAGAAUGCCUUAUGUAACAAUAUUUGGGUUGACUUGAUGAGAAAUUUCCAGAAGUGAGCCUGGGAAUUAAUGUAAAAUAAAGAGGAUAUAGAAUUAAUGUAAAAUAAAGAGGAUAUAGUUGUACAAAAAGGGCUGGAGUUUUGCAAGCAGAUGCUGCUGUUCUGUUCCACCUUUUCCUGUGUCGACCCCCCUGUGCAAUGGAGAACUUGUGUGAAUAAAUGUGUAAUGUGGACAUAAUAGCCUUCUCUGUGCUUUGAAGGAGAAGCAAAAAUUAA
Parus major (Great Tit) is the source of this 5415-nucleotide messenger RNA. RefSeq names its product RAB GTPase activating protein 1 like (gene RABGAP1L). The record is from RefSeq and is a predicted model, not a curated record. NCBI's taxonomy places the organism in Eukaryota, Metazoa, Chordata, Aves, Passeriformes, Paridae. The transcript is spliced from 21 exons. Bases 117 to 2567 code for a protein of 816 amino acids.